Molecule: messenger RNA, 579 nt
Organism: Funneliformis mosseae
Lineage: Eukaryota; Fungi; Glomeromycota; Glomeromycetes; Glomerales; Glomeraceae
Source: the annotation of a GenBank genome assembly
AUGGAAAAUUUUCGGAAUUUACCAUCUGAAGACGAUGAAGAGGAAGAUUCAGUAAUAAUAAUUUGCAAAGUACUAGAGAUACAACAUCGUCGAAGAUUUGUUUAUGCGAUCUUGACAGACUAUUAUAAUAUACAAUUCUUUAAGGUGAAACGCCAGAAAGAGAAUAAUUUGCAUUUUAUUUAUACUUAUACCACAAGUGAAUCCCUUUAUUUUGAGAUUGAAGAACCUCCUCUUUGGCAACGGUUAGUCUCGUUUCUUUGCCAAAUACCUUCAGAAUUGGGAUGGCUUGAAUCAGAAUUAAAAAUUGAUGACGUUCGAAUCCGUUUAGAACGGUAUCUUGGAGUUAGAAGAACUGGAGUUGUAUAUGAAGGACUUUACGAUGAUGAGCCUGUUGCUGUAAAGAUUGUGAUGCAGAUAUGUUUUGAAAGUUAUAAAAAACAGCAGCCUUUAAGAUAUCAAACUCAAUUUGAUUUAAUAAGUUUUGUUAGGACAUUUUAUAUGAAAUUGCAUAGGAACGAUGGGAUUGCAAAGUUAGAUUUUGGUCAAGAAGAGAACAAUCAUAGGAGAAAACACAUGUAG